This is a messenger RNA of Moneuplotes crassus, 566 nucleotides long. Lineage: Eukaryota; Ciliophora; Spirotrichea; Euplotida; Euplotidae. The record is from the annotation of a GenBank genome assembly.
AUGACUACGAUCAGGCCAUUCUCCAUGUUUGAUCUGCUGAAAUACAAUAAUAUCAACAUUGACAUUCUGACAGAGACCUUCUACACCAAGUUUUAUGGUGACUACCUCAACAAGUGGCCAGAAUAUUGCGUUGUAGUUGAGAACUCCACUUCUAAAAUCCAAGGAUAUCUCAUGGGUAAGGUUGAAGGCAGCCAAGACCCUGAGAAGAAGACAUGGCAUGGUCAUGUCACUGCCAUCACCGUCGACCCAGAUUUUAGGAAACAGGGUUUAGCCAGGAGUCUUAUGAAUUACCUUGAGGAAAUCACUGCUAAAGUGCACGAUGGAUGGUUCGUUGACCUCUUCGUGAGAAGUACCAACAAAAUUGCAAUAGACAUGUACAAAUCUCUCGGAUACUCUCUCUACCGAAGAGUCUUGGAGUACUAUAGUGGGGAUGCAAAGAAUCCUGGUGAAGAUGCAUGGGAUAUGAGAAAGUCUAUGCCCAGAGACACUACCAAGGAGCUUAUGGUGCCACUUGACCAUCCUAUCCAACCUCAUGAACUUGAGUUUAACUAGUCAAAAACCCAAUA